Molecule: messenger RNA, 5358 nt
Organism: Puccinia graminis f. sp. tritici CRL 75-36-700-3
Lineage: Eukaryota; Fungi; Basidiomycota; Pucciniomycetes; Pucciniales; Pucciniaceae
Exons: 6
Coding region: 1-5358 (1785 amino acids)
Biological process (GO): mRNA export from nucleus
Cellular component (GO): nuclear pore
Molecular function (GO): structural constituent of nuclear pore
Source: RefSeq, a predicted model, not a curated record
AUGACCAUCUUCACCCCAGAAUCCACUCCCAUGAGGGACACUGCCCCGACUGGUAUACAGUCUUCGACAGCUGCUCGUUCGCCUUUAACCUUCUGGUCAUCUCAAGAACCGUAUCGUGCACCUGGGGAAUUGAAGAAGAACCCAAUCGUUCCGCUAGGCACACAACCUGCUACGCCCGCCCCCGAGGAACCUCCUGCAGGUUCAGCCAAAACCAUCAAGGAUGCACGCAAUAUGGUAGAAGACAUGCAAGCAAGAAUCCAGUACUUGGGCAGAGCUCACCGCUUGUAUUCUGGCUGUGCCACAAAUUUCGAUGUUUGCCAUCAGAUGUAUCUAGAUGCCCUUCAGGCACUUGUUGCAGAAGGAAAAAGGAAGAUAGAAGAGGCAGAAUCUUCUAAGCAGGCAUACAUAUCUGAGCCCAUUGACAUUCCGUCUGCUAUCAAAACUCCCGUCUCCAACGUAAAAUUCAACCCUACGAUUGAAUCAAAGCCAACUACGCCAAAAAACUCCUGCUUGUCGAUGGCAGUUGUGAGACGACCUGUCAGUGUGUCCAACCCAAUCACUGAAAACACCACUCGAGAUUCAAGAAAUCCAACCCAAGUCCACUCCAUCAAUGUCGAAGAGGUCUUCAACAUCCUUAAUCGAACAAAAAAUCCCGACCAACUCGGUCAGUUUUGGAGGCACGCUGAGCCAAUUUCCUUGUCAGCCUCUCCUUUGAAUGGAAUAGCUUGCUCGACCACCCGUUUUCGAAAGUCCUUGUCAGCCACUCCUUCAAAUGCAAUGGCCAGCCCAACCGACCGUUUGAGAAUGUCCAUGUCACCGACUCCUUCAAACUCGACGCCUUGCCCCAUCAAUCGUUUUACUGAGCUUGACGACUGCCAGGCCCGCACUAAUCCAAUCACCAAAAUGAUCAAUGGUGCACUUCGAGUCAAGCGCACAUUGCUUUCUGAGAGCUCAGCAGGUCCGACUGAACCGGUAACCGGACCUCUUGUUAAGCGUAUCCGGGCAAGAGAGGAUCUCUUGAUAACUGCUAGUGCGCAUCUCUCCGGCAAACCGUCUUCUGUUAUGGCUUCUCUUCUUGUAAAGCCGUCCUCUGAUCCGAGUCAACAACACUCAUCGGCUAGUGAUUCUCUCGCAACCAACAACAAGAAGGCCGCUGAUUUUCAAAAAGACUCACCUCACCAAACCGCUGACACCAACCUGUCAUUGGCUAGUGAUUCUCUGUCAACCAACAAUGAGAAGGAAGCUGACUGUCAAAAAGACUCGCCUCGCCAAACCACGGACACCAACCUGUCAUUGGCUGUUGAUUCUCUCUCCGACCCACUGUCUUCUGAUUUGAGCCACCAUGAAGCAACCAAUGCGCAGAAGACAAGCAGUCCUCAAAAAGACUUGCCUGCUCAAACCUCGGACUCGGACCAGUCAUCUGCUGGUGUUUCUAUCCUGGAUGAGUUUUCAACUGCUCCAACCACCGACACAAACCAGUCUUCUGCUAGCACUUCUCCUGCCAACAUGUUGUCUUCUAAUUCAAGCCAACAAACUGAGAAGACGAACCAUCCUCAAAAAGACUUGCCGGCCCAAACCACCGAUACAAACCAAUCAUCGGCUAGCGAUUCUCUCUCUGGCGAUGCUCCUCUCGCUGACACGUUGUCUUCGGAAUCAAGCCAACAACUUGGGCAUGAAGCAGCCAACACGGAGAAGACAAGCAGUCCUCAAAAAGACUUGCCUGCUCAAACCUCGGACGCGGACCAGUCAUCUGCUGGUGUUUCUAUCCUGGAUGAGUUGUCAACUGCUCGAACCACCGACACAAACCAGUCUUCUGCUAGCACUUCUCCUGCCAACAUGUUGUCUUCCAAUUCAAGCCAACAAACUGAGAAGACGAACCAUCCUCAAAAAGACUUGCCGGCCCAAACCACCAAUACAAACCAAUCAUCGGCUAGCGAUUCUCUCUCUGGCGAUGCUCCUCUCGCUGACACGUUGUCUUCGGAAUCAAGCCAACAACUUGGGCAUGAAGCAGCCAACACGGAGAAGACAAGCAGUCCCCAACAAGACUUGCCUGCUCAAACCUCGGACGCGGACCAGUCAUCUGCUGGUGUUUCUAUCCUGGAUGAGUUGUCAACUGCUCGAACCACCGACACAAACCCGUUGUCCGCCAGCGCUCCUCCUGCCGACACGUUGUCUUCCAAUUCAAGCCAACAAACUGAGAAGACAAGCCAUCCUCAAAAAGACUUGCCGGCCCAAACCACCGAUACAAACCAAUCAUCGGCUAGCGAUUCUCUCUCUGGCGAUGCUCCUCUUGCCGACACGUUGUCUUCGGAAUCAAGCCAACAACUUGGGCAUGAAGCAGCCAACACGGAGAAGACAAGCAGUCCUCAAAAAGACUUGCCUGCUCAAACCUCGGACGCGGACCAGUCAUCUGCUGGUGUUUCUAUCCUGGAUGAGUUGUCAACUGCUCGAACCACCGACACAAACCAGUCUUCUGCUAGCACUUCUCCUGCCAACAUGUUGUCUUCUAAUUCAAGCCAACAAACUGAGAAGACGAACCAUCCUCAAAAAGACUUGCCGGCCCAAACCACCAAUACAAACCAAUCAUCGGCUAGCGAUUCUCUCUCUGGCGAGCUGGGCUCGAACGCCAGCCAACAACCAGCCAACACGGAGAAGACAAGCAGUCCCCAACAAGACUUGCCUGCUCAAACCUCGGACGCGGACCAGUCAUCUGCUGGUGUUUCUAUCCUGGAUGAGUUGUCAACUGCUCGAACCACCGACACAAACCCGUUGUCCGCCAGCGCUCCUCCUGCCGACACGUUGUCUUCCAAUUCAAGCCAACAAACUGAGAAGACAAGCCAUCCUCAAAAAAGACUUGCCGGGCCCAAACCACCGAUACAAACCAAUCAUCGGGCUAGCGAUUCUCUCUCUGGCGAUGCUCCUCUUGCCGACACGUUGUCUUCGGAAUCAAGCCAACAACUUGGGCAUGAAGCAGCCAACACGGAGAAGACAAGCAGUCCUCAAAAAGACUUGCCUGCUCAAACCUCGGACGCGGACCAGUCAUCUGCUGGUGUUUCUAUCCUGGAUGAGUUGUCAACUGCUCGAACCACCGACACAAACCAGUCUUCUGCUAGCACUUCUCCUGCCAACAUGUUGUCUUCUAAUUCAAGCCAACAAACUGAGAAGACGAACCAUCCUCAAAAAGACUUGCCGGCCCAAACCACCGAUACAAACCAAUCAUCGGCUAGCGAUUCUCUCUCUGGCGAGCUGGGCUCGGACUCCAGCCAACAACGUGGAGCAAAAUUGCCAACCAACACCAAGAUCUCCAGCAAUCCUGCAAAAGACUCAACUGCUCCAACCACCGACACAAAUCAGUCCGAAACAAACAUAUCUCCCUCUCUCGCUGAUGAGCCGUCGUCCAAUUCCACUCAGCUAGGUCAAUCAAACACCAACAACACCAGCACUCCUCAAAAAGACUUGCCUGCCCAAUCAACUGAAUUGAACAAGUCAGCUCCCAGCACAUCCCAGUCUAACAACCUGUCUUCUAGCUUGACCAGGGUUCCACAAGAAGAGGAUGAACCCACGCCAGACCAGCCGGAUGAAACCACGCCAGACCAGCAGGAUGAAACCACGCCAGACCAGCAGGAUGAACCCACGCCCGACCAGCCGGAUAAAGCGAAUGAUGGUCGGCCAGCCCGUGAAGCGGCUCUCAAUUCCAGGAAGCGAACUAGUCAGGUUUCUGGAGGCCCAUCAGUGCCGCGCAAGAGGCCAAAGCCAGCAAAGCCCUCAGAAUCAGAGGAUGUGUCUGUAAAUCAGUCAAACUUUGACUUCUUGGGUGAACCCAUCAAUCUCACACUUCUGCUCAAGCCUGAGUAUUUGUGGCGUGAAGCAGCUCACAUCAACAUCCUUCAUUCCAUCCGACAGAAGAAGGGUGAUGCUCCAACGUACAUGAUGCCCAUGCUUCAAGAGAUUAUGCCGUCAAUCUUUCACACUCAAGUCCACCGGGCCACAAGUCUCCAAUGCCUACAACCAAGCCAAACCACCAAUCCAAAAACACGGGAAGUUCUAGCCACAUCGACAGAACUCUGGUCAGAAAAACAUGUCCAGAUGGAUGUGUUGAUACACGGCAUCGACGAGCUGUUAGGCAAGGAUCGAGCUGGGGGGUGGACUGCACUGCAGUCAAUGAUGUGCCGUUCUUCAGAAAAAGGACAUCAAAACAUAUUCGACUUCAAACAACCACUCAAGGAGGCAACACUGAGGAUCCAUCAGCUUGUCAUGGACUCAACAAGUUAUCUGCAGCCUGACGAUGGCGACUUGCCCCAAGCCAGUCAUGAAGACACUCGACAAGAAAUUGAAUGCAAGGGCUUAGGACGUGUCGGGGUGUGGCUGUCUGAUCAGGUGGACAAGUACGAACCAAAGAAUAAACCAGACCAGCAUCACAAAGCUCACAGGGACGGUAUGGACUUUUUAAUGAAACGAUGUUGGGAGAUGCUCCAUGGCGGAUCGAUCAUGCACGAAUCUUACGACACUUUUACCCGUAAACGUCACGGCCAUAAAGCACCGCGCAAAGUCGAGCAACGUGCCAGUGCCUCCAAGAACGGCGAGGAUGCCAGUGCCUCCAAGAAUGCCAAGCAUGAUUUGCACGCCAAGCGACUCAAGAGCUGCUCAUCGUUGGUCCUCUUCCUCAACUUUGGAGUCGCCGGAUGGUUUCAUUGCCACAUGAAUCGACAAAGGUUCAACUUCCAGGACCUCACCAGCCUGAUGAUGUUGGCUCAAGAAAUGUCUCUCAACGGCUUGUCCAUCCGUUCACCUCUGAUUAAAACCAAUGGCAGUACUCGAAAAACAACGCACGAAGCAAUCCACCGACCUUGGGAACAGCUGAAUGACUACUUGAUCCAACUGCUCAUCGAGAUCGGCCUGGGAAAUCCCAGAAUUGACUGGUGGGCUUCAGUUCCAAUCUGCAAGGCCCGCUUACAGCCGGAUGUCCUGGCGCCCUUGGUGAUCAAGGAUUUCUUUUCAGAAAUCCUGAAGCCAGGCGAUACUCUCUCCUCAACAGGUGGUCCAGCUCCGACUCCAAAGUAUGACGAAUCCUACCUCCAAACUUGGCAAUCCAGAGUCAAGAGGUUGUUCCUCACUCCUCAAAAGUACGCCAGAUUGCAACGGGAUCGGUUUUCGAACAUGGGUGUGACGAGUCCAAGAAGAGGGGAGGAUGAGGAGGACCCUGAGACUGAUGACUCUGAUGAAGAUGAGACAGAUGAACUGGAUGGUAAGAGUCUAUCAGGUGAUGAUGAUGAGGAGGGAUCAGAAGAGGAUGGAGAGGAUGAGGAUGCUCCAGGUGAGGAAGAUGAGGAUGCUCCAGGUGAGGAAGAUGAGGGUUAG